CCUGGAAAGGUUCCUAACAGUACCAGCUGUAUUCCGUUACUGUCUUUAACAAAUAAUUUGCGGUACACAGUCUCCAUUGAGUUCACUGGUCAUCUCAAACGAAACCAAACAAACGCUCUAGAAUUACUUAAGUUCGUGGAAAGUGGAAUCAAAUUUCAUAUUUCAAAAGUAUUUGGUACAGAGGAAUUCGAAUUAGAUAAUUUCCAUCUUUUGUCUAACUUCCCGUGUGAAUCAACAUCAGCUUAUAUCAACAUAGAAACCAUCCAAAUGUUUCUUUACAUGACAGUCCAUAUAGAGGGAUAUGUUCCACGUUUUCGGACGGAAAAUUCUUUGUUAGAAAACACUUCUGAUAUGUGGAAUAUAUCUGUAGAUAGUGGGAAAUUUAUCAGUCUUACUUCCAAAACGAGCUUGAGAGCUCUGAUGACACCAUCCAUAAUAGAGAAAGCAUCCUUCAAAGAAACGUGUUACAUUCAAAGGUUUUCCAAUCACAGCUUUGUCCCUCUGCAGACGUUUAGGUCAGUCUACGUUACAAAAGUUCUUUUAUGUCAACAAAUCGAACUCGAAAGUGACGAAUAUGACGUCAACACGGUCAAUAUGGAAAUAACAAUUCACAGCAUCGGAAAGACUCUCCCGUUUGACAAAUUCCAAAGAUCUUCUCACGGUAGAGUUCGCGUCUGUGUGGAAGACGUUGAAGCCAUCUCAGAUCCAGUGGUGGAAUAUGUAGACCCGGCACUUCCGAUACUAACUCUUGUCUGUAAUAUGGCUUCGUUGAUUUGUCUGUUUCUUACGUUUGUUGUCUAUCUGGUCAAUCCGACCCUUCAGUCAAUACCAGGCAUUAAUAACAUGUGUCUGGUGUUUUCUUUGUUCUUCACUCAACUCUCCUUCCAGUUUGGGUUAAUGGCUCCGGUAGAUUCUGUUUUAUGUGAAGUUAUUGGCAUGGUCAUGCAUGUCUUAUGGUUGUCAGUGUUUGGUUGUAUGAAUAUUUGCUCGUUUCAUAUGUUCAGGGUUUUUAGUGGAAUAGGUAGCUAUCAUAUAGUUCAUAACAAACUUAAAACGCUGAAGAGUUACAUGUCGUAUUCGUUUGGACUUCCGGUCAUAAUCGUUGGUCUAAAUACAACAUUCACUCUCGGAUUUAACAAAGGGCAGAUAACUGGGUAUGGAGUCGGCAAAUGUUUCAUAUCAAGUAAAAUAUCUUUCUAUUUAACGUUUCUGUCACCGAUAGUCAUAGUGUGUUUAUCGAACAUAAUUUUCUUUUCAAUCACAGCCUAUAAAAUACGUAAUGCUCCACGUAUCGAGAGCAAUCAUGAAAAUCAUCGUCAUUUUGGGAUAUAUAUUAAGCUGUUUUUCAUAACAGGUGUCACAUGGUUAGCAACGGUUAUUGAAGCCUUUUUUCCUGAGUCGAUAGUUUCGUAUUUCAAUACAAUACUUAACGGGUGUCAAGGUGUUUUUAUUUUCAUUGGCUUUAUAGUCAACAGAAGAGUGUUCUUGUUGUUGAAGGAAAAAAUCAACAUCAGAGAUAAUCCCUUCUGUAGAACCAACUCUCCUCAAGUGACCCGGACAAGUACGUUCAACAUGAAUUCCUCUUCCAAGAACAACGAGUAAUUCUUGAUGGUAACAUUUCGGAAUUUCAUAUGGAAUUUAUUUAACGAGAUUAAUCAAUUUCAUGCGGUACUUAUAUAUAUGGGAAUACACUUUUUACUAUACGGGAAAAAAUACGUUGAUUGUACAAAAGACACAAGAUAACUUUCUGUGAGUGAUUUAGACUGCAUCAUACAAAAUUCUCGUCCUUCUUAGACUCGUCAGUGAUGCUAAGGACCUGAAAUGUAUAUUAGACAGACGAAUAUAGACUCGGGCAUGCUGUGUUUCUCAAUAGGGAGGCAAUCACAAGACGUCAUAGAGUUAUUGUGACGGGGUUGACAGGGUAAGCACGGACCUUGAAAAGCCUUAAAUUUCACAUUGGGCAUUGAAAAGCAUUGAAUUUCAUUCUGGACCUUUAAAAGCCCUGAAAAUUGGUCUACAGCCUUGAAAAAUCCUUGAAUGUUAAGGUUUCAUUAGGAAGUGAAACCCUGGCCACUGAUUAUUUUCUUCCUCUACAGCCAUUACUGUUUUAAUAAAUGAUUUAUAAGAAUAAUUACCAUAUGAAGUUAUAUUUUGAUCAAGUGGAUAGUUAUAACUUGCUUUUUUGUUCUCUUGUUCCCUAUCAAGCUGACUUAGAUGACGGGUAAAAUUGGCAUUGGAUAUUUAAUUUUGAAAAGGCCUUGAAAAGGCCUUCAAUUUGGUUUGACAUAAUCUGUAUGAACCCUGAUCGACUAUUUGUUAUGUUACAUUUUGUUGUAACACAUAUGCUACAUUAUUGUGAUAUCGGCGACUUACAUUGGCUGAUCAUGUCAUUUGUAUGAUGAAUGGAGGGUCUAUGAGAGGCUAUAUAAUAUGGAAUACAUGUAUAUUAAAAGAGUUAAAUGAUUCGAUAUGGGACGAUCCUUAAGCUGAGUGGCAUUAUGAACUUAUUUUACGAAUUUAGCCUUUGAAGUUACGUAACUGGUCUGACCAGGUAUGGCACGUUAGUCUUGGAAGAAAUGUGAGCUAAUUAUCUCACCGUCUGUUCUGAAAAAAAUGUUUUGAGUAUUAUUUAAUUUAUUGUAUCAAUUGUAAUUUAAGGCUAUGCAUGAAAUGUUUGUUAGACUCAAUUCAAUUCAACUUUAUUCCGUAAGUUUUACAACUUAUCGGAUAACAUAAUAUACAGAUAGAAUCUGGAGCUCGGACAGUACAGGUUGGUUUUCGGAUACUCCGGAAAUCGCCUGCCGACUCUUUGAACGUUUGACUUACUAGGUAUUAAAUUUUACAUUUGGACUACUAUUCACCAUCUUUGGAUUUUUAUACCUUUUCACACAAAAACAUUUGAAGAGAUCCGCAUUCAACAUGCUUCAGCCGUGUCCGAGUCUAGUAUGUAUAUAUAUUGCUAACAAAGCUCAACAUCAGAAUCAACAAUCACCGUUGCUCCAUCAAGCAAAACAGACCAGACUUUCCUGUGGCAAGGCAUUUCAUUUUACCUAGUCAUAGUUGGAAGGAUAUGCAGGUGGUCGCCAUUGAUCACUGUCCUACCUGGAAUGAAACGAAACGUCGUUCCAGAGAAAGAUACUGGAUUACCAAUCUCCAAACCUGCUACCCUCGGGGUAUGAACGAACGUUAAAGACGUCUUCUGGGUGUAUUCUCCAUGUGACCAUUAUAUUUGACAAUUCAUGUAGUUAAUUAUUCAAUUUGUUAAAAUUUUCAUUGCUGUACUUUUUUGGGCAUCAAUUCAUUGUUGCUCUUUGAGACUCGCAUUUAGUCGCCUUCCGCCAUCAACAGCAUCUUGGUCCGAUUUGGCCGGAACCGU
Molecule: messenger RNA, 3376 nt
Organism: Pecten maximus
Lineage: Eukaryota; Metazoa; Mollusca; Bivalvia; Pectinida; Pectinidae
Product: adhesion G protein-coupled receptor L4-like
Exons: 1
Coding region: 268-1602 (444 amino acids)
Biological process (GO): cell surface receptor signaling pathway; G protein-coupled receptor signaling pathway
Cellular component (GO): membrane
Molecular function (GO): G protein-coupled receptor activity
Source: RefSeq, a predicted model, not a curated record